AUGUCGAAUCACAGCAACAACUCCGAUGACAACCCAGUGUCGUCGGGGGCCAGCUACCCACCUGGGCCAAACAGUGAUCACAGGGGUGAUAUCCCCUUAACAUCAGCACCGAACAGAAGAACGGGAGGUAAUUCAUCUUGGGCAACGGGAGCAUAUUCUUCAUCAUCCACCCAAGCCCAUAGCCCACGAAUGUCGCAGCACAAUGCACGACAGAAUGCGCCAAGCCCAUGGGCACGAGACACAAGAAUGGAUCACCCUGCUUCGUCAUCCACGGGACCGAGCGCGCUGCCUGCAGAAAAUGAAAGAGCCCCGAGGCCACAUCCUCCCGAACGCAAACAAUCAAAGAGAAAGAGGAAAGAGCUGGACGAUAAUGUGGGCUCUGCGGAAGCAAAUACAACAAACAAGAGUUCCCCAGACCGCCAGCAAAGAGCCAAGGUCACAACUCCCAGUGUCGGUAGCUCCAUCGCUUUCCGCCCUAUUAACAAGGCUUUUAAUUCUCCACCCGUACCGGCUUCUUCCGAAGCAAACGCGGAAUUAACAACCAACAAAUAUGCACAUUCAGGACGUUGUACGACAUGUGGGGAGUUGCUUCCAAGCAAUAAUUACUCCUCCCCGCGGUGUGACGAGUGUAGGCGAAAGGUCAGGAAAAGAAAGCAGGCCAAAAAGGAUAAUGGAACUACAAAAGGAACCAAAAAAAGCGGUCAAAAGAGGAAGAGAAGGCCAAAGAGGAUGCUGCCGGCACAGAGGUGGCAGAACCUGACGCCUCCAACUCGGAAUCGGAGGAUGCGCAAGACGAGGCAGAUGGAAUGGAGUUCUCAGAAUGGGAGUCUACAGAUGAUGGAGAGGAUGACUCUGAUAUGGAUGGAGCUGCCCAGGAGCAGCUGGUUUGCGUAUGAUCUGGGACAUGGACUGCGGGACGAAGAGUGCUAG
Molecule: messenger RNA, 930 nt
Organism: Neurospora hispaniola
Lineage: Eukaryota; Fungi; Ascomycota; Sordariomycetes; Sordariales; Sordariaceae
Exons: 4
Coding region: 1-930 (309 amino acids)
Source: RefSeq, a predicted model, not a curated record